CAAAAAGUUGGCACUUGCGGCAGACUCGUUUUGCGUAAAGGACCGAGUCUGAAUCAUGUAUUGCGCAGAAUCUCUGCACACUUACGAUUAAAUCACUGGAGAGAGGCGCAUCUCCACCUCUCAGGAUGCGAGUCGCGCGCUGAACGGUUUUGGGCAGGGGGUACCAAACUUGCGUAAAGAGCCUGAUUCUGCACAAGUAUUGAUUGCUUGUCAUAAGUAGGUGAUUGAUACAAUGGCAGCCUUACGGAAGAAAUUUGGCGAGGACUACCAGGUGGUAAACACCAACCACGGCAUGACUUUUACCGCACCGAUGAAGAGAAAGAGACAGCGGUUUGUGGAGAAGAACGGCCGCUGCAAUGUCCAGCACGGUAACCUUGGCGGGGAGACCAGCCGAUACAUUUCCGAUCUCUUCACCACGCUGGUGGAUCUAAAGUGGCGCUGGAACCUACUCAUCUUCACCCUCACUUACACAGUUGCGUGGCUGGUCAUGGCUUCAAUGUGGUGGGUUAUCGCCUUGAUCCGCGGCGACCUAAGCCUCGGCGGCCACGAUAAGUCCUACACCCCGUGCGUCGCCAACGUGUACAACUUUCCCUCCGCGUUCCUGUUUUUCAUCGAGACUGAAGCGACAAUUGGCUACGGCCACCGGUACAUCACCGAGAAGUGCCCGGAGGGUAUUAUCCUCUUCCUCUUCCAGUCGUUGCUGGGGUCAAUCGUGGACGCCUUCCUCAUCGGCUGCAUGUUCAUCAAGAUGUCGCAGCCGAAGAAGCGCGCGGAGACGCUGAUGUUCAGCCAGCACGCUGUUAUUUCGCAGCGGGACGGGAAGUUGUGCCUCAUGUUCCGAGUGGGGAACCUGCGGAACAGCCAUAUGGUGUCCGCGCAGAUCAGGUGCAAAGUCAUCAAGUCUCGGCAGACCCCAGAGGGCGAGUUCCUGCCCCUGGACCAGUGUGAACUGGACGUGGGUUUUGGAACGGGGGCGGACCAGCUCUUCUUGGUGUCGCCUCUAACCAUCUGCCACGAGAUCAACACCAAGAGCCCAUUCUUUGAUCUGUCGCAGCGCUCAAUCAUGAACGAGCAGUUUGAGAUUGUUGUCAUCCUAGAGGGCAUUGUGGAAACCACUGGUAUGACAUGCCAGGCGAGGACAUCUUACACCGAAGAUGAAGUUUUGUGGGGCCAUCGUUUCCUCCCCGUCAUGUCACUGGAGGAGGGCUUCUUCAGAGUCGACUACUCCCAAUUCCACAACCACUUUGAGGUCAAUACACCUCCCUACAGCGUCAAAGAGCAUGAGGAAAAGUCCUCGUUGACGUCGCCCAACUCUCCCUCUGUUGCACCCAACAGCUCCUCUCCUCAGCUGGGUAACAGUGGCCGUGGAGGCCGCAGGGAAAGACUCCUGUCAGCGGACUGUGUAGAUCACGUAGAGGACAAAGCCUCCAGGCUACCCAGCAAACUCCAGCGCAUGAGCUCCACCAAGGAUGAACACCUCUGGAGGGGACUGAAGACAAGGUCAAUUUUGCCUGGGGGUAAGGCCUCCAGCACAGGAGACCUUCCACUUAGUAUUCAGAGGCUGAGGUCCAGCUCCAUCCCCGUUGUGAGGAAAGAACAGCUGGAUGAACAGGUUCAGCUGCUGUCCAUGGAUGGAGAUGCUGAGGAGGGUGAGCUGGAGAAACACAGACUGCCAAAAGCUAUUAGCACCAUCACUGCUCCAACCCCAAUCCCAGUUAAGAAUCCCUCAGUAGGUAGUCGGCCUGAGAACAACCUGCCCGCCAAACUGCGUAGAAUGAAUGCUGAUCGCUGACUUCCGCAGACUACUUUUAAGACUUUUGGAAAUUGAAUCAGGCUUGAUGGGCAUUGCAUAUAAAUAAAGACUACUGUGAUACGAAGUUUUAUUUUUUUUUCUGCAGAUUUUAGCCAGUAUUUUAUCUUUACUUACGGGCUCUCUACUCAGUUGUCCAUUGCCACAAAUAGAAGGACAACGCCAAUAAGCCAUCCAUCCGCUCAUACUGUGAGUCAUUUUUGAUAGAUCACCAUCUGUGCCCCCAACUGACUUCUAACACUUCUGCCCUUGUGCUUGUUUCUCACACUUCUGUUCUUAGAGUCACAUCAAAGACUUUCUUAUCUCAAACAAUUACAAUUUUUUCAAUUAACAAAACCUGAAUUGACCAUUUGCUAAACCCCUCCCCAAAACAGCGAUUGCCCAAUCACAGUUUAGGAACAGUAACUAGGCACGGCAGGUCUGUCAAGCUUUAAAUGUCUAUGCCUCUAGCUUUGUACAUCGGACAUUCAUUUUCUAUGGAACAUAAGCGAAUCGAUUAUCAAGGUGUUGUGUGUUGCGAAAAAGGUUCAUGGUCAAAAGUUGAACAUUUUCAGCUUUAUGCAAAUGAGGGCAAAUUUAGCUUUGUCCGCUUCCAGUGACUCUUCUUCGUAAGAGUGAUACCUCUGCAUUUAUAGAGUUUGGAUGGUGGCGAAUUUCUUUUAACCUUCACAAAACCAAAAACACAACAGCAAAAGUAUGAGGAAUUGCUGAAACUGUGCAUUUAUGCGUCUAGUCUAAAAUAAUCUGCAAAUGUUAGCAUGUGGCUAACAGUCUUGCUAUCUACAGUACAAAACCAUUAUUACUUCUAAGGCCAAGGAGCACUAUAAUUAACCGACAGUAGUUUGUGGGGCUACAGGUCAUAUAAUAAAAACCUUCACAACUAGCACAUUCCCUGUGUAGUAUUUCCACACUGUGUAGUGUGUAGGCUAACGUUAGCAGCUCUGUCCUGCUCAACUGGUGAGGGAGCUGACUUUUUACACGGACCUAUUAGCUUUACCCUCAGUCUUUUAGCACAAUAUCAUGUAUGUAGACACCAAAUGGAUAUUUACGACCCCUUUUACAUAACUUUUAAAAGAGGCAGAUCAAGUUUUCAGCCAAUUUAUUGAGCUAAUGUUAGCUUAAUUAGCUAGCUAAUGUACAGCUGGCAAAAUUAACGGUUGCCGGCUACACAUGAGAAACCUGCUUUUGUCUACCUCUGUGUAAAACACCCAUUGAUCGAAUAUUACUAAGAAUUUCUAGUAGUAAAUCUGCCAUCAUUGUAAAUAAUGAGAAUGAAAGCCUGACAAGCGCAGUAACAGUAACUAAGGAGGACGGGGCUUAGCUAACGGUUAAUCAACUUAAUAAAUAUCCUGAAACACAAGUCAGGUUGAUACACAAUAUUUAUUUAUCACUUCUACUGAAUAUAUGCUUAUUUGAAUGUUCAUUUGAUUUGUAUGUUUACUACUGUACAAUUUAAGCUAUUUUUUACCUCUUGGUGCAGUGUUUGCAUUGGCCCGUUAGGCCUAUACACAUGGGCGACAAAAUGUAAUCCUUGAUCAAUCAUGAACUGAUUUAUUAAAAAUAUUUGGGAAUCCAGGGUUUCUGACACCAGGGGACACGUGUAUUAUUGCUAAUAUAAAGGUAAGUUAAAACUUCUCAUUGCAACUGCUUAAUAAUAAAAUA
Cottoperca gobio is the source of this 3472-nucleotide messenger RNA. RefSeq names its product G protein-activated inward rectifier potassium channel 1-like. NCBI's taxonomy places the organism in Eukaryota, Metazoa, Chordata, Actinopteri, Perciformes, Bovichtidae. Gene Ontology annotation, molecular function: G-protein activated inward rectifier potassium channel activity. The coding region runs from base 233 to 1792 and encodes 519 amino acids. Gene Ontology annotation, biological process: potassium ion import across plasma membrane; regulation of monoatomic ion transmembrane transport. The transcript has 3 exons. The record is from RefSeq and is a predicted model, not a curated record. Gene Ontology annotation, cellular component: plasma membrane.